ACAAAACCUUGACUGUCUGUUCCCUGAGGUAAGAGGGGAGUAGCUGUAGGGUAGUAGAGACCUGACUAGGGAUCCAAAUUGAACGGCCCCUGAUGUUUUUUCGAAGUGGCUCCGUUUUCUGUUUCUCUUUCUUUCACCUGUAACACAGAAUUCCGUUCCUCUUUCACCUGAGAAUGCAAGUCUUGGUUUGAAAUACCAACAGGAAAUUAGAGUCAGGUUUGGAUUUAGUGCUUUUGGAUUUCCUCUUCUUUGAUUUCCCAUGCUUCCUUUUGCUUCUUUCUUUGGAGUGCUAGGCUAGGAUUGAUUCAUGUGCCUAUUUCUUUGUUUUUCACAAUGUACUGGAUUCACUCUCAAAUCUGUUAUAGUACUGUAAUUCCCCCAUUUUGUUGUUCUUCUGCAUCAUUUGCUUAUUAAUCUGGUAAUAGAAUGAACCCUGCAGUUAUUUUCAUCCUAGUAAUUUUAGCAAUUGUGGUUUUCAUCUCUGCUCUCCUUCAAUUGCUAGUUAGAUUUCUCAUGAAGCAGCAAAACAGGCCCUCUGGUUCAUCAAUUUUCCAAUCCAAUAGAAACCCUACUGAAAUGUCUGAAUCUGAUCCUUACCAGAGACAGUUACAGCAGCUCUUCAAUCUCCCUGAUUUAGGGUUAGAUCAGGCUUUCAUUGAUUCCCUCCCAAUUUUCCUCUACGAAGAGAUUAUAGGUUUGAAAGAGGCAUUUGAUUUUGACUGUGCAGUUUGCCUUUCCCAAUUCUCAGAACAAGACAUGCUCAGAUUGCUGCCAAUUUGUAACCAUGCUUUUCACAUUCACUGCAUAGACACUUGGCUUCUCACCAAUUCAACUUGUCCUCUUUGUAGAGGGAGUCUUUAUGAAUCAGCCUUUGAAUUUGAAUUUGCAAUUGAAAAUCCAGUUUAUGUUUUGGAGGAACGUGUGAGGGAAGAAGAGUGUGGGGGGGUUUCAGGAAGUGGUGGUGGUUCUUGUUGUGAUGCUGCUGCUGCUUCUGUUAGCAAACACGCAGAGAAAGAAAAUCACAUAAUGAAUGGGAAAAGGGUGUUUUCUGUCAGGCUUGGAAAAUUUAGAAGCUCAAAUAAUGGACCAGGGGUGGAAAGAAGUGAAGGAGAGUGCAGCAGUACUACUACUACUAGUGUUCUUGAUGUUAGGAGAUGCUAUUCAAUGGGGUCUUUUCAGUAUGUGGUUGCUGAUUCAGAUUUGCAAGUGGCAUUAUGCACCAAUAGAGGUGAUAGAGGUGGUGGUAGUAUGAGACAAUUGAAAGGGAGAUUAGCCCAAUAUGGGAAUUCACCCAUUGUUGAGGAUGUAGUUGAGGAGAAAAAAAUCAACAUUGCUGGGACAGGGGAAAGCUAUUCUGUUUCCAAGAUCUGGCUGUGGUCCAGGAAGGAUAAGGUCUCAAAUUCACUAGAACCUCAUUUGGAUAAUUCUUAUGUCACUGCAACUUUGCCAUGGAAGAAUGGAGCUCAAGGUACAUGAAGAAACUCAGGGUUUCGUAUUUUGGACUACCUUCAUAUUUUAAACGAGUCCCCUCUCAGAACUGCUUUUUUUCAUACUUUGUCUUUGAUUUUACUCUUAUUUAUAAUACUUGUAAAUUGAUGUUCAAUCAAGUAAUGCUUUGAAUGACAAUAGUUUUUGACUGUGCAUAAGGAAAGAA
Molecule: messenger RNA, 1654 nt
Organism: Lotus japonicus
Lineage: Eukaryota; Viridiplantae; Streptophyta; Magnoliopsida; Fabales; Fabaceae
Product: RING-H2 finger protein ATL47-like
Exons: 1
Coding region: 427-1476 (349 amino acids)
Source: RefSeq, a predicted model, not a curated record